Molecule: messenger RNA, 476 nt
Organism: Owenia fusiformis
Lineage: Eukaryota; Metazoa; Annelida; Polychaeta; Sabellida; Oweniidae
Source: the annotation of a GenBank genome assembly
AGGCAGUGGAAGCUGUAACGUGUGAACUAAACUGUACUGGUCCACGAGAGAAGAACCCAAAGAAUCUCAAACCAGGAGAAAAAGUCAAUGUUACCUACUCAUGUACCUUCAUUAGAAGAGGAGAGUUUUGGCCGCUGUCCAUCAAAGCUAUAUUACGUCUUAACAAGAAGACCAUGAUUGGACAAGUCCAAGGAGUAUCUCCAGUGACAAUCAGUGGUUCAACAUCAAUGACAGCCAGAAAAGGGGAAUUCUCAGCUGAAAUACAGUGUAUCAUGAAAAGAUGUAGAAACCAUCGUAAAAUCUGCAGCGCAUCAUGCCGAUGUAUACUAAAAGAUUGAAGACAAAGAUCAGACCCAUCCAUUUUGAAAACAGGACCUACAGUACCACUAACAUCACACUUCAAGAUCCUUAUUGACAAUACAACUACAACAUUAUUUAUCUAAUGGCAAAAAUGUUAAUGAUAAAAAUUUUAUUUU